CACCGACGGCUCGUCAUAAUUUUGUAAAAACUGAAAAUUUCUCUUCGUCCUUGGUUGACUGAUAAUUUGCCUGCUGGAUUUGCUUGUCAGCCGAGCAGUCUACCUGUGAUCUAAUUUUACAAGUACGCCAGCAAAGCUGGAAAAAGCUGAGCAUUAAGAAAACGGCAAAGGGUGCCGGAGAUCCCUUUUCCAAACAUUGAACAGGCAAAAUAUGACGCUGUUCAGAACAACUUUAACCACGAUUUUAGUUAUAACCCUCAGUGAGUGUACAAAGCUUAGCGAUGUUCCUGACAAUGUAAAGCUUCAAAAGGAUUCAGACAUCAACCUGAUGGAGGUCUUAGAAAGCCUUGCACCAGUUCCUAGCGAGGAGGUAGUAGCUAUAAGACCCAAAGGAGAGGGAAUAGAGAGAUUUAGGCGAAGAGUGGAGCCUGCUAGCGGAAUUUCAUCUCUUUCAGAACUUCCAGAUCUCCCAGCACCCCAAGAAAAUAAUUCCAUCUUCAGCCACAGAUCAUUUUCUGACAGCGGAGCUACUCCUCCCUCUGGAGAAGGUGAAUGGGACAGCGGACAUGCUGCAUCAUCCAAAACAAAGAAAAGCGAAAUAGGAGGAGAGGAUGCUUCUGGUUCUGGAGAAGGAUCAGGGAUUCUACAGCAUGAGAGUGCUGAACAAGAAAAACCAGUAUUGGUGACGCCAGCUACACUCACGUCGGAUGAGGAAGGUAGCUCGGUAGCUCCAUCUACUUUGGCUGGCGCUGUAGCAGCACAGCCCCCUCCGGUCGCCACAUCGCACAACGGCGAGAGUAAGCCUUCCAACGCCGUUGAUGGUGCCGCAUCAUUUAAUGCUGUGGAGCCUGAAGAGGCUGGAUCAGCUCAGCUGCGGUCAGUCGCGAACAUGAGCUCUUUAAAUCAAACGAACAUUAUUGUCAAAGAGUCACCUGCUGCGAAAAUUUCUAAAGGGGAAGGUCAACAAACGGCUAUUACCAAUAAAGAUGUACCUGAAUCUAGCGGAGUGGAAGAAACAGCUCGCUUGGAACCAACUGCCGUUAUCAAACAGGAUCACACAGCAUCUGGUUCAGGGGAGACAAGUGGAAGUGGGUUAAAUGCUGAUGAGCUUGCCUUCAUUGCUGGUCUUAAGAAAGCAAAGAGGCAACAAACUACUCCGUCUCAGGCACUAACGAGAGCUAACCUACCAGGCAGUGUUGGAAACAAUGAAGAUGACGAUGACGAUGACGAUGAUAAUAACGAUGAGAAUGGAGAUGCAAGUGGGGAGCAAUCAGAUUCAAGUGCUAGCGGGGAACAAGAAGAUGAAACAGCAUCUUCUAAAUCUGAUGAGGAUCAAAAGCAAGAUGAAACGGCAUCUUCUAAAUCUGAUGAGGAUCAAAAUGAAGAUGAAACGGCAUCUUCUAAAUCUGAUGAGGAUCAAAAUGAAGAAGCUCAACAGAGAUCAGAGACGAGCCGAAGACUCGAAGAGAACUCCUCAGAAGAUGACGAUGACGAUGACGUUUCAGCUGAUGGUUCGGGAUCAGCCUCUGGCGACGAUGAAGAUUUUGACGAUGAAGACGAUUCUGGGGAGUCAAGUGCUGACGAAUCAGAGAGAAGAGAUACCAUUGUUGAUGUGGCUAGUGGAUCUGGUGUUGAUUUUCUUUCAGGAGUGGGUGACUCUGAUAGCGAGGAUGAUUCUUCAGAGAGCUCCGGUGAAGAUGACGAGCCUGAAGAUAAUUUGCCAGGCAGCAUUGGUGAAGUGAACGACAUUGAAAAGUUAGAGAAGAAGCCUGUCCAGGCUGCGACUGCGCCUGGUUUUGCUUUUACGUCAGCAUCCGGUGUGCCUCCGAGCACUCACGAGACUGUCCCUGCUUCCGGCUCCGGUUUACCUGUUGUAGCCGUAGGUCAAAGAUCUGCUAAAAAACCUAUGCUGGACCAAACAUCACCAAAGGCUUCUAUUUCAUCCUCGGGAUCAGGGGAAGAGGAACUGCCAGGAAGUGUUGGCGGUAUUUCUGACAUUGGUCAAGUUGAAUCAGCCACCCCUUCAGACACAAACUCCGCUGCCUCAGGCUCAGGUGAUCUUGGGACAACAUCUCAAUAUAAACAAGAUGAAUCACUUUUGCAACAGGUUUUGCAAAGUGAAUCUUCAGGUUCUGGUGAGUCAGAAAAGCAGGAUGAGAGUCUUCCGGGAAGUGUGGGUGGACAGAUUAUCUUGGAUGAAACGGGAAGUGCAUCAGGAUCAGGAACCGAACCUCUUGCAAUCGUUAGUCCUGAUUUUGGAACGGGAUCAGGCGAAACUCCAAAGCUUCACCCUUGGGAACCUGUUCUGUCCCUUCCUCAAGACUCCCUCAGUUCUGGAUCAGGAAACGAUGAGAAGAUAAGUGGCUCUGGAAUUGGCGAGGACCUUGAAUCUUUGGCAUCAUCUUCAGAGGACCAGACUCUUCCAGGAAGUGUUGGAGCUGUCGGUCCUAAUCUUAUGACUAUGGCAUCUCCAGAAAAUAAGCCAGGUUCUGGGAUGGCAGACCAGUCUGGUUCUGGUUCUGGAGUUGGGUCAGGGUUGCAAGAGGAGGUUAACUUGAUGAGGGCAAUUAAGUUUGGUUAUAGUUCUGGCUCAGGAUUGGAGCAACUAGAUAACAACGAGACUCGCAAUGAGAAUAUGAUCGAUACAGUCAAAACUACCAAACCAUCACCAGCUCUCGGAGAUGGAAAUAACGUAACGCAAUCGGCAAAUUCGACUAUCAUUGUAAAGACUGAGGAAAACAGCGUUGGGAAGAAUGAUGAGAGUAGUGGAGAAUUUGGACUUCUUCAAUCCCUUCAACCCUCUAGGGGUUCUGGAGUUGCAGAAGAGCCAUUACCUGGUGGAUUUGGUAAUGGUGACAGUGUUGACAUUCAAUCACUGGCUGGUUCUGGAGGAGAGGACGCUUCUGGCGUUACCUUAAGCUCCGGCUCCUUUGGCUCCUUUAUGGAUGAAGGCAUUUCGGGAUCUGGAUCAGGAUCAGGACUUGCAAACUCGGACGUGAUAUCUGAAGUAUCAGGGGGUAGUAGCAGUGGAAGUGGUAAAUUUUCGUCUAGCUCAGAGGAGUUGCAAGCCCUUUCGAAAAAAGACUAUGCCCCUACAGCCUCAGCCUUAGCCUCGGCAUCUGCUAGUGCUGAGCAAGAUAGUGGAUCAAGCUCCGGUUCUGGCAGCUCUCCGUUGCCAGUCGCUAAGCACAACUACUCACCAACGCCAAAGAGAGUUGGGACAGGUAUCUCGUCCACCACUUUGGCUGCAUUGGCAUCAGGCUCUUCCUCAUCUGGCCAAUCAGAUUCUAGCGCAAGCGCACUUCCGGGUAGCGUUGGUGUCGAGGAGUCAUUUUCCUCUUCUGGAUCUGCGGUGUUUGAUACCUCUGGGUCAGGAUUUAUCCCGAUUGGGGAAAUCCCUCAGGAGGAUUUGCUUAACACGGAGGUUGAAACAUCUGCUUCAGGUUCAGAUGAAAUUAACGUAGUUGAAUCCGGAGCAGGUGAAGGGUCCGGUGCGCACUCUACUAACGACGAAGGGGUGGAAGAAACAGCCCUACGCUCUCACACUGAUAAGGUGAAACCCGUAUCUUUUAACCUAGACUCAGCCGGACUUCAAGCGGAUGUUCAAGCAGCCCUAGGAAAGAUACCUAUUAAUUUGGGUGUCGGAUCAGGAAGUACAUAUGGCUUAGGAUCUGGUGGAGGGAUAGAUUACGGAUCCGCCUCAGACUUCUUAUCGGGCUCAGGUGGCAGCGGUACGUUAGAGCUGACCCCUGCAACCACCCCCUCAGAUGCGAUUGUAGACCUGUUUGGUAAUACAUUUGGCUCUGCUGAGAAAGAAAACGCAAAGAGUUCUAAUAAAAGUGUGGCCUCGAGUGACGAAGGAUCAUCCUUUAAGCAUCAAAAGCAAGGAAAGAACAGACACCAAAUUCCUAUAAGUGGAGAUGAUGAGAUAGCCCUCUCGGACGAAAAAGAACAGGUGGAAUUUGAUCUUCCUAAGCCAGGAGACACAGUUGAUCAACAACUGCUGGAUCGAUUUAUGAUCAGUCAGAUCUUAGAACAAAAUCUCACAUUAUUCUACGGAGGCCUUUCUGGUCGCCCUGGUAAACAAGGUCCUGUUGGCCCUCCUGGAGCAACCGGAAUGAGGGGUAUGACAGGAGCCAUGGGUCCCCCAGGUCCAAUUGGUGACCUAGGCUCCCCCGGUGCUGAUGGUGAGUCCGGCCCAAUAGGUCCCCCAGGACUCCCAGGGAUGCCCGGUUUCAAAGGAGAGAAAGGACCACCAGGUCUCAUGGGAUUAGCUGGGGAGCCUGGUGCACCUGGAAUUCCAGGACCCUUAGGAAACGUUGGCCCUGCUGGUCCAGAGGCUGUAAUGCCGAACUGUUCUUACAUCUGCGAGGGAGAGAAGACUUGGCUUCAGUGUAAGCAGUACGAGACUAUCAAAAUAAACCGUGCGUUUUGGGGACGAGAGGAAAACGAGUUCUGUCCAAAGGCUCCAGUUGGUCUUGUUACGGACAAGAUUUGCGAGACAGAUGCAGAUAACACAUUUAAGAAAGUUGAAAGUCAGUGUAGGAAUAACCAGGCGUGUGAAAUUGUGGCUUCAAACACUUUCUUUGAUGAUCCAACGUGUAAGAAUACGUUCAAGUAUUUAAAGCUCUGUUACGAGUGUAUUCCGGAUGAGGUACAUACCACAGACGUGUUGCUCGACUUGGGAAAAAGAAGAAAGAGAGGAACUCGUCUGGAAGACGUUCUAAGAAAACGGAGAGAAAAGUCUGAAAGGGAGAAACUUUUAAAAGACCUGUGGAAGCAUCCAUAUCAUGCUAGGGUCGUGUAAAUGGUUUCCUUCGAAUCUGGGCCUGUACCUUACAGAUGUAGAUAUAAAGUAUUUUGUAAAUAGCUUAUUGUCGUCUUUCUUCAAAAGAUAUGGUAAAAGUUGGCCUCUGGGAUAAAGGGACUAGCUGAGUCGAUCAUCGUCUUAUGGAUCAGUUAGUCUUGGGUAAUCGUUUAAAAUUAAAAGAUCAGCAUUAUCCGUAUGAAUUCUUGAAAAAUCAUCCCUAAUGAGACCUCGAAUAAGUAUGAAACUAUUCAAAGAGCGGGAUAGUCACUUGUGGACACCAUGCUCAAGUUUUAAGUAGACAAGGUAAGUGACUCAAGGGUUGAAAAACUGAGUGAGUAGGACAAUAUGGUGACGUUAAAAAAACAGUUAUGCUCUUUAGUUGCAAGAAAGGACGACGUUUCUGUACAAGAAAAGAAAGAAGUUUGUGUUUCAGAUUCCUUUUGCGCUCUUCAAACCCAAUCAGUGGUUUCCUUUUCAGUAAAGAGCUAACCAGUUAAAAUUUCAUCCUUAUGUAAAGUUGAAACAGCAAAUGCCUCGAAUUCAAGAUCAAAACAACUUCUUUGUCAGGAAAUAAAAGUAACAUCUCACUGGAAAAAAAAAAAGAAAAUUAGGUUUGAAUGAUAUUGAGUCCCGAAGCAUUUAAAAUCCAAUCAAAAGUUAUUCACUGUUCAUCUUUGCUCACCGUUUUCCUCUUGGGGAAAAUACACAAUAUGAAUUCUGUCUGUAAAAUAAGUUUGAUUAUUUUGUAUUCAACUCAAAGCUUAGGAUUGUAAAAUAAUGAAGACAUGGCGCUCUUACGUUAAUCGUAAUCGUGAAACAGGAGUUAUGCCCAAAACUGAUGAAUUUUACCCAGAGUCACACUGACAGCUUUAAAACAUGUUAUUGAUAGCUUCACUAAUGGGGAAGUCUGUGUGACUAAGGAGUUUUUAAGACAUUUCCUUGAAUAAAAUCUUUUAAA
Molecule: messenger RNA, 5768 nt
Organism: Stylophora pistillata
Lineage: Eukaryota; Metazoa; Cnidaria; Anthozoa; Scleractinia; Pocilloporidae
Molecular function (GO): carbohydrate binding
Source: RefSeq, a predicted model, not a curated record